GCCGCGCCGCGGGCUGGUGGGCUCCCCGGCGGCUCUGUUGCUGGGAAAUGACCCUGCCCGGGGGCCCGACGGGCAUGGCGCGACCGGGAGGCGCGGGGCCCUGCAGCCCCGGGCUGGAGCGGGCCCCGCGCCGGAGUGUCGGGGAACUGCGCCUGCUUUUCGAGGCGCGCUGCGCCGCGGUCGCUGCCGCCGCCGCCGCAGGGGAGCCCCGGGCCCGCGGGGCCAAGCGGCGGGGGGGACAGAUCCCCAACGGGCUUCCGCGGGCUCCCCCUGCCCCGGUGAUCCCGCAGCUGACUGUGACGGCCGAGGAGCCGGACGUGCCCCCGACCAGCCCCGGGCCGCCCAAGCCGGAGGGUGGCUGGCUCCCGGCCGUGGGCUCGUCGCACCUGCAGCAGCCGCGCCGCCUCUCCACCUCGUCGCUCUCCUCCACUGGCUCCUCGUCGCUGCCCGAGGACUCGGAGGACGAUCUUCUGAGCGACAGCGAGAGCCGGAGCCGCGGCAACGUGCAGCUGGAAACGAGCGAGGACGUGGGUCAGAAAAGCCACUGGCAGAAGAUCCGGACCAUGGUGAAUCUGCCCGUCAUGAGCCCUUUCAAGAAGCGCUACUCCUGGGUGCAGCUGGCGGGGCACACGGGGAGUUUCAAGGCGGCGGGCACCAGCGGGCUGAUUCUGAAGCGUAGCUCAGAGCCCGAGCGCUACUGCCUGGCACGGCUCAUGGCGGACGCGCUGCGCGGCUGCGUGCCCGCCUUCCACGGUGUGGUGGAGCGCGAUGGCGAGAGCUACCUGCAGUUGCAGGACCUGCUCGACGGCUUCGAUGGGCCCUGCGUACUUGACUGCAAGAUGGGCGUCAGGACUUACCUGGAAGAGGAGCUGACCAAAGCCCGCGAGCGGCCCAAGCUGCGGAAGGACAUGUACAAGAAGAUGCUGGCCGUAGACCCUGCGGCACCCACCGAGGAGGAGCACGCGCAGCGCGCGGUCACUAAGCCGCGCUACAUGCAGUGGCGAGAAGGCAUCAGCUCCAGUACCACGCUCGGCUUCCGCAUCGAGGGCAUUAAGAAAGCCGACGGCUCCUGCAGCACAGACUUCAAGACCACGCGAAGCCGGGAGCAGGUGAUUCGCGUCUUCCAGGAGUUUGUGCAAGGGGAUGCCGAAGUGCUGAGGAGGUAUCUGAACCGUCUGCAGCAGAUCCGGGACACACUGGAGGUCUCUGAGUUCUUUAGGAAGCACGAGGUGAUCGGCAGCUCGCUCCUCUUCGUGCAUGAUCACUGCCACCGCGCCGGCGUAUGGCUCAUCGACUUCGGCAAGACCACGCCCCUCCCCGACGGCCAGACCCUGGACCACCGGCGGCCCUGGGAGGAGGGCAACCGAGAGGACGGCUACUUGCUGGGGCUGGACAAUCUCAUUGGCAUCCUUGCCAGCCUGGCUGAGAGAUGAGGCUGGGCCCCUGUCUCCGCGGACCGGAGGGUCUGACAGAAGGACCUGCGCCUGCAUCCCCGCCAUGCAUGCAGGCAGAGACUGAAACCCCGCGGUGCGGGGCGGUUCAUACGGUCCUAUAGGGCCAGGUGCCGACCACUACGGGACACACUGCACGCGCAGGGCCUGGCCCCCAUAAAAGCCCCAGUGUUCCCAGAGCCGAUGACACUAAUUGACCGGGCGAGGGAGGAGUAGAAGUGGGAUGAGUGGCUUCUUCUUCAGCCCAGCUCUUCUGAGGGGGCUCCAUACCUCUCCAGAGAAGCCAGAUAAUGAACUUUAUUUCACAGGUACUAGAUCUAUUGGUCUGACCUCCCACACUACAAUGGACUCCCU
Balaenoptera ricei (Rice's whale) is the source of this 1805-nucleotide messenger RNA. RefSeq names its product inositol-trisphosphate 3-kinase A (gene ITPKA). The coding region runs from base 48 to 1433 and encodes 461 amino acids. The transcript is spliced from 7 exons. NCBI's taxonomy places the organism in Eukaryota, Metazoa, Chordata, Mammalia, Artiodactyla, Balaenopteridae. The record is from RefSeq and is a predicted model, not a curated record. Gene Ontology annotation, biological process: inositol phosphate biosynthetic process. Gene Ontology annotation, molecular function: inositol tetrakisphosphate kinase activity; inositol-1,4,5-trisphosphate 3-kinase activity. Gene Ontology annotation, cellular component: cytoplasm; nucleus.